Messenger RNA from Balaenoptera ricei (Rice's whale), 7523 nucleotides. It is a transcript of the gene SCUBE3, whose product is annotated as signal peptide, CUB domain and EGF like domain containing 3. Gene Ontology annotation, cellular component: cell surface. Gene Ontology annotation, molecular function: calcium ion binding. Gene Ontology annotation, biological process: signal transduction. Lineage: Eukaryota; Metazoa; Chordata; Mammalia; Artiodactyla; Balaenopteridae. The transcript is spliced from 23 exons. The record is from RefSeq and is a predicted model, not a curated record. The coding region runs from base 546 to 3575 and encodes 1009 amino acids.
GAAAAGGAGCGAGGAGAGGAGGAGAAAGAGGAGGAGGAGAAAGGCGAAGAAAAAGAGACGGAGCCUGAGAGAAGGAGAAAGAGCGAGAGAGGAAGAAAGAGAGGCAGAAAGGGCGUGUUUCUGGCGCUGCGUUUCCCCUCCCCUUUCUCAGGUCCCUCGCUCGGGCUCUGCGCGCUCUCCGCUGCAGCUCUCUCCAGGCGAAGCUGGGAAUUGGGUGGGAUUAUACGGAGCAGCCCCGCCGCCGCCGCUAGCCGAGCCGGGCUUGGAGAGGGCGGGGGCUCCCCUCCGUCAGCGGCGCCGGGCGCCCCCAGCCUCGUCGCGCUCUCCGCCUCGCUCUCCCCGGCGUCGGGCCGGGAGAAGCCGGCAGCAUCGGGAGCCUCUCGCCAAGGGCGCCGCGGUCCGCGCCCCGCGCCCGCACCCCCCGGCCCGGCCCCGGCGGGGCACCCCCUCCCCUUCCCCCUACGGCGCGCGGGGGCCCAGCCCGCUUCCGCCCUCCCCGGGCCGCGAGACCGACCCCGGCCGCCCGGCCGCCCGUAGCUUCAGCCAUGGGCUCGGGGCGCGUGCCCGGGCUCUGCCUGCUAGUCCUGCUGGUCCACGCCCGCGCCGCCCAGCACAGCAAAGCCGUGCAAGAUGUGGACGAGUGUGUGGAGGGGACUGACAACUGCCACAUCGAUGCGAUCUGCCAGAACACCCCGCGGUCGUACAAGUGCAUCUGCAAGUCUGGCUACACAGGGGAUGGUAAACACUGCAAAGAUGUGGAUGAGUGUGAACGGGAGGAUAAUGCAGGUUGUGUGCACGAUUGUGUCAACAUCCCUGGCAAUUACCGAUGCACCUGCUAUGAUGGAUUCCACCUGGCACAUGACGGACACAACUGUCUGGAUGUGGACGAGUGUGCUGAGGGCAACGGUGGCUGUCAGCAGAGCUGUGUCAACAUGAUGGGCAGUUAUGAGUGCCACUGCCGGGAGGGCUUCUUCCUCAGCGACAACCAGCACACCUGCAUCCAGCGGCCGGAAGAAGGAAUGAAUUGCAUGAACAAGAACCAUGGCUGUGCUCACAUUUGCCGGGAGACACCCAAAGGGGGUAUUGCCUGCGAAUGCCGCCCUGGCUUCGAGCUCACCAAGAACCAACGGGACUGUAAAUUGACGUGCAACUAUGGUAAUGGUGGCUGCCAGCACACGUGCGAUGACACAGAGCAGGGUCCCCGGUGCGGCUGCCAUGUCAAGUUUGUGCUCCAUACCGACGGGAAGACGUGCAUCGGGGAAAGGCGGCUAGAGCAGCACAUCCCCCCUCAGGCCGUUUCUAAUGAGACCUGUGCUGUCAACAACGGGGGCUGCGACAGUAAGUGCCACGAUGCAGCGACGGGCGUCCACUGCAGCUGCCCUGUGGGCUUCAUGCUGCAGCCGGACAGGAAGACCUGCAAAGACAUAGAUGAGUGCCGCUUGAACAAUGGGGGCUGUGACCACAUUUGCCGCAACACAGUGGGCAGCUUCGAAUGCAGCUGCAAGAAGGGCUAUAAGCUUCUCAUCAAUGAGAGGAACUGCCAGGAUAUAGACGAGUGUUCCUUUGAUCGAACCUGUGACCACAUAUGUGUCAACACGCCGGGGAGCUUCCAGUGCCUCUGCCAUCACGGCUACCUGCUGUAUGGUGUCACCCACUGUGGGGAUGUGGAUGAGUGCAGUAUCAACCGGGGAGGUUGCCGCUCUGGCUGCAUCAACACUCCUGGCAGCUACCAGUGUACCUGCCCAGCAGGCCAGGGCCGGCUGCACUGGAACGGGAAGGAUUGCACAGAGCCAGUAAAGUGUCAUAGUAGUCCUGGUGCCUCGAAAGCCAUGAUCAGCUGCAGUCGGUCUGGGAAGAAGGACACCUGUGCCCUGACCUGCCCCUCUCGGGCCCGGUUUUUGCCAGAGUCUGAGAAUGGCUUCACCGUGAGCUGUGGCGUCCCCAGCCCCAGGGCUGCUCCAGCCCGAGCUGGCCACACUGGGAACAGCACAAACUCCAACCACUGCCAUGAGGCUGCAGUGCUGACGGUUAAACAGCGGGCUUCCUUCAAGAUCAAAGAUGCCAAAUGCCGUUUGCACCUGAGAAACAAAGGCAAAACGGAGGAGGCCAGCAGAAUCCUGGGGCCAGGUGGUGCCCCCUGCUCUGACUGCCAGGUCACCUUCAUCCACCUCAAGUGUGACUCCUCUCGGAAGGGCAAGGGCCGGCGGGCCCGGACCCCUCCAGGCAAGGAAGUCACUCGGCUCACCCUGGAACUGGAGGCAGAAGUCAGAGCUGAAGAAACCACAGCUGGCUGUGGGCUGCCCUGCCUCCGACAGCGGAUGGAACGGCGGCUGAAAGGGUCCCUGAAGAUGCUUAGAAAGUCCAUCAACCAGGACCGCUUCCUACUGCGCCUGGCAGGCCUUGAUUAUGAGCUGGCCCACAAACCAGGCCCAGUAGCUGGGGAGCGAGCGGAACCAGUGGAGGCCUGUAGGCCCGGGCAGCACCGCUCUGGGGCCAAGUGUGUCAGCUGCCCGCAGGGAACGUAUUACCACGGCCAGACGGAGCAGUGUGUGCCAUGCCCGGCGGGCACCUUCCAGGAGAGAGAAGGGCAGCUCUCCUGCGACCUUUGCCCUGGGAGUGAUGCCCACGGGCCUCUCGGAGCCACCAACGUCACCACAUGUGCAGGUCAGUGCUCACCUGGCCAACACUCUGUAGAUGGCUUCAAGCCCUGCCAGCCAUGUCCACGUGGCACCUACCAACCUGAAGCGGGACGGACCCUGUGCUUCCCGUGCGGUGGGAGCCUCACCACCAAGCACGAGGGAGCCGCCUCCUUCCAAGACUGUGACACUAAAGUCCAGUGCUCCCCUGGGCACUACUACAACACCAGCAUCCAUCGCUGUAUCCGCUGUGCCAUGGGCUCCUAUCAGCCCGACUUCCGUCAGAACUUCUGCACCCGCUGUCCAGGAAACACAAGCACUGACUUUGAUGGCUCCACCAGUGUGGCCCAGUGCAAGAAUCGCCAGUGUGGUGGGGAGCUGGGUGAGUUCACUGGCUAUAUCGAGUCUCCCAACUACCCAGGCAACUACCCAGCCGGCGUGGAGUGCGUCUGGAACAUCAACCCCCCACCCAAGCGCAAGAUUCUUAUCGUGGUACCCGAGAUCUUCCUGCCAUCUGAGGACGAGUGUGGGGACGUCCUCGUCAUGAGAAAGAACUCCUCCCCAUCCUCCAUUACCACCUAUGAGACCUGCCAGACCUACGAGCGCCCCAUCGCCUUCACAGCCCGCUCCAGGAAGCUCUGGAUCAACUUCAAGACAAGUGAGGCCAACAGCGCCCGUGGCUUCCAGAUUCCCUAUGUUACCUAUGAUGAGGAUUAUGAGCAGCUGGUAGAAGACAUUGUGCGAGAUGGCCGGCUCUAUGCAUCUGAAAACCACCAGGAGAUUUUAAAGGACAAGAAGCUCAUUAAGGCCUUCUUCGAGGUGCUGGCCCACCCCCAGAACUACUUCAAGUACACAGAGAAGCACAAGGAGAUGCUGCCCAAAUCCUUCAUCAAGCUGCUCCGCUCCAAAGUUUCCAGCUUCCUGAGGCCCUACAAAUAGUGCCGCUAGGCCCAAGACCCAGGUUUUGAAGCCCCCAGACUCUUUAGCCCUCAGAGCCGGCAGCCCCCACCCUCGGAUGAGGGACUCUCUCCGAUCUCUCUUUUUGGAGAAAAAAAAAUCUCCAUAUAGACCAAGCACUCUCCCUUUCCGUUCCUCUAGCUUCCUUUCCUUGUCUCUUUCUGCCUCGCUCUUUUUCUUUACUCAUUUCCUAUACGCUCCCUGGAAAAGCCAUUCAGUGCUGGCUCUAUUCUCCCGAGGGGUGAAGGAAUAGUAUCCCGCUCCCCUCCCCAGCCACACUGCCCAUUUUACCAGCUCACAUCCCUGACCCUAUCAGCUUGGAAGGGUGCUAGAGGCCCAUGAAGGAAGUGGGUCUAGUGGGGAAUGGGGAGGGGGAAGAGGGGCUUCUGCCGUUAUAGGUUGUGCCUUGCUAGACAGGAGCCAAAAUGUCCCCUGGCUGUGCCCCCCAGGAAUAUUCUAACAGCCCAGGGUUCUGCCAAAGAAGCCUUUGACUUACAGGCUUAAUGCCAGCACUCGUCCUCUGGGACACGUGGUUUGAGCCCUGGAAUGCCCACACAGCCAACUUUCCUGUCUACACAGCUCCUCUCCUUCUUCGCUCACAUCUGCCUGGGGUCCAGUUCAUGAGGGCUUACAAAAGGCCCACACCCCUGGCUAGUGGAUACCAGCUGAAUGAGGAAGAGCAGCAGGAAUUACCAUGUUGAAUAGGCCGCUGCUGCUCCCCAAGAGAAAGACUUUAUCUCUGCAGGACAGAAACCAGGUUUUAAAGCAUCGGCAAAAAAAGAAAACGGAAAAAAAAAGAAAAUGUGUCCUCUAAAGGACCAGACAGAACAAUUGGAAGCCAGUCUCAAACACUAAUCCCUUCUCUUACUUGUCUUCCCUGGCCCAGCCAUUCCCUCACUCCCACCCGAGUGCUCCCUGGGGGAGCCCUACUCCCCUUGCUAAGGAUUGUCCUUAAAGAAACAUGGCUGCUGACCAAAAGCCAGCUUGGGCCUUGCCCUCAGAGUUGUCUUUCCCUUGUAGUCCCAGAUGGCUUGUGGGCCCCACCAAAGAGGACCCCGCUCUGCAGCCAGCCCAGAGCCACCUACCUCUGGCCCCAGGCCGUGGGCAGCAAGAGGAAUGUGUGCACUUGGCGAGCCUUCUGCCACCCUGUCCACAUCUAAGAAGUGCAAUCAUUUUGAGUCUUUCUAUGUUGACUAGAGGGAGGGGUUUUUGUUUUCUGGUUUUGUUUUUUGUUUUUGUUUCUUUUUCCUGUAUUAGAACAACCCUAUUUAUAGCUGCCUAAGAGAGAAGAGUGUAUGUUUGGAGUGGAAGAAAAAAGGUUUUGAAUCUCAUGAGCCUUGAGUGCUGGAGCAUCUGAUCUGUCUCUACUCCCCCAGCAGAGGCACCUGAUAUGUAGGAUAUGUAAUUCUGGGGACUUGAUGGAGCAGGAAGGAGAAGGACCUGUGUUUGCUAAACCAAUCCCACCGUCCCUAUGCCUCCAUGAAUUCAGCAUGGACCUCAAGACUGUAGAGGCCGAUGGAAUUGGCUAGUGAUUCUCCACCCCAAGUAGGGAAAACCUCCAUCGUUUCCCUGCUUUCAUCCAGUUUUCCCCUGAUGUGCACAUGGAAGAAGACCAGGACAAACCCCCUGGGGAUAGGCCGACUCAGGGCCCUGAGGCCAGAGACAAGGCUGUGGGAGCCAAGAAUAGGACAGUUAUCCAGGCAUGGAGUUGUUUGCCUGACGUUGGCCAUUCUGCCUACCCCUGUUUGCCAUUUCCUCUCGGAGCUGACUUCAAGCCUAGCUUCCUCAACUGCUGCUUUUCAAAAGGAAGAAGAAUCAAGUCCAUGCCCAAGUCCAGAUCCUGCACAUACUCCACCUUCAAUCCACUGCUGCCUAUAAAAUUAUUCUCCAUUUGCUCCUUCUAGUUCCCCCAAAGCUGUAGCCCUAUUCAAUCAAAGGCUUACAGUUGACUCCUAGGGCUCACUUCUAAUGACUCUCUCAGGCUAUUGCUCCCCAAGGAGGCUCAACACUAAAUAAAGGAGCCGGACACCCCCUCAAUCAGUAGCAUUCACCAACUGAAACAGCCUUAGGCAGUAGGUAACCAAUGUCACAACUAGAUCCCCUGACAUCCAUUAGCCAACACCAUGGCCCUUGUGGGUAGAGUGUCUGGCUGCCUUUGUCUCUCUGGGUCAAAGAAGGCUCUGCUGUAGAGAUACAAAAUGGGAAAUGGUCAUUUAAUAGAAGUAUCCACACUUCCCAGGAGAUGCCAUGAAAACUGCUUUAAUCUACUUUGACCAUCCUCAUUCUCCACCAGAAGCUAGGAUAACUUUCUGAUUCCUCUCUCUCUACCAUUUUGCAUCUCUCUCAGAAAGCCAAACAGUCAGAGUGCUUCCCGAUUCAUGCCUUCAGGGUCUGACUUCUUGCUCUCCAUUCCUUCCCUGUCACCCUCAUACACACACAUAAACACACUUCCUCUAACCAUUUAUUCCAUGGUUUCCAGGGCUUGCAAAUUAUUUCCACAGUAUGGAAAGUAGAGACCACCAAGCUUCUUAACUAAUGUUAAGACAGAUCUUGGAGAGCAGGUGAAGACCUGCUAAUGUCCACCAAGUUUAAUUUAGGUCGUCCAAGUUGGGAGUUAAGAAUCCAGGCAAAGCUGCUCCUAAACCUACAGAGGAAGCUGGCCCAGGGGCAUCAAACUAAGGGUUAGUGGAUUGAGGAGUCAACAUUCAGGGACUCUUUAGGCCUUUACAGGUCAGACAGAAAAAGAGGUUUUUACCACUGUAGGGAAGUGGGAAGAUGGUAUAAAUGGGAACCCUUCAUGAACUAGCUAAGAGGCCUCUCUGCAGGAUGAGGUAUUCGUAGGGCCGCAGUACUGUGAGGCCUCAUUUUUCUUAGUACAAAACCUGCCCUGAUCUGAGUCUGGGAAUGGGAAGCCAUUCCUGCAAGGGCUGCAAGCGCCAAGUGAUGCAUAUCAGAAAGGCACUUAUGUCUUCAGCAACGUGGCAAUCUCUUUUUACUUCUCUGCCUCUGUCUUUCUGUAUUAUUGGGCCAGGCCCAUUCCCUAAACCUUAGAGAACAAAGUCAGGAGAAAACUGACCAGAGCCUGGACUUGAACUGCCCUGCCCCAGGCCUACAAAUUCGCAGAGGCUGACAUUGAGCAGUGACUGCUCUGACUCUGCCAGGAUUGGAUUAAUUUGAGGUGGUGGAGGCUCAGAUUUAUUGCUGAAAGUUCAAUAGUACCGUCCUGGUCUUUAGCCCUAAUGAAAGUUUUCAUAUCCAAGAAGUUUUCUCCAUAUGCAUGUUUGAGGUGACUCUGAAGAUUAAGGGGCCAUAUCUCAAAAUGUCAGAAAAUAUUAUAGAGCAUUCAGACUUCUGUAUUUGCUGCUUAACCUCAAUAUAACAGGCUCAAACUAGAGGAAGGGAGACAAAGUGUAACUGACCACAAGCAGAAAAUAAUGUUAACCUGCUUGGCUUCUCUCUUAAGCACUGUAAGAGAAAAGUGGAAGCCAACAACACAAAGAUACCUUUAAAUUUGACUUGUCUCAAAGGUAGCACACUCUGUCCUUGGGCCAUUACUUGGACUAGGAACCCUCUACAAAGGGAAUAGAACCCCCAGUUCUGUUAUCAGCUUAUCUAGACAACACAGAUUGUCACAGUUUGGACAAACCAAAAACUUUAUUCUUCUGUGUGAGUUGAACUUAAGUUUCAGAGAAUAACCAUUACCAUGUGGGAGGCUUUUUUUUUUUUUAUGCAAAAGAAGUCUCAAAAUAUUGUAUUUAUAUCUACCUUCCACUGCUGCCGAUAUAGUAAGCAUCUCCUACACAACAAUAAAUGAUGCAGUUCAUAGAGUAUUUUGCACUUGGGGGAAAAAAUGUAUCUGAACUUGUAAAAAGAAAUGUUUGGAUUUUGUAUUGUCUUUUUUUAUUAUUAUUAUUAAAAUACUAAAUGAAA